Messenger RNA from Synchiropus splendidus (mandarinfish), 3302 nucleotides. It is a transcript of the gene gnb1b, whose product is annotated as guanine nucleotide binding protein (G protein), beta polypeptide 1b. Gene Ontology annotation, biological process: G protein-coupled receptor signaling pathway. Gene Ontology annotation, molecular function: signaling receptor complex adaptor activity; protein binding. Bases 518 to 1540 code for a protein of 340 amino acids. Gene Ontology annotation, cellular component: heterotrimeric G-protein complex; cytoplasm. The record is from RefSeq and is a predicted model, not a curated record. The transcript is spliced from 11 exons. NCBI's taxonomy places the organism in Eukaryota, Metazoa, Chordata, Actinopteri, Syngnathiformes, Callionymidae.
GCGCAGUGACUUCUCAGUCAGGAACUGAUAGGAGGAACCAAAAUUAACAUUUCUCAACCAUUCCAGAGAAUCAAACAAUUUCAUUCUAAACCGAUUCUCACUCCACAAACCUUAAUGACUGGAGAAGUUUCAAAAGAGAAUACACAUAACAUAUUUGACUGAUGUCACGUCAGAUCGAGAACUUCAUGCACUUCAUCUCCUAUCACACUGACCACGGUCUCCUGCUGUAUCUAAAACAAAAGUUAGUUAACGUCCUCUUGCUAUAUCUUCAAGGUGAUAUUCAGAUUCUGAGGGACCCGAUGAGUCAGCCAAACAAUUUUAUCCCAUGACAUGUAGCUUAAAAAGUAUAAUAGGAUAUCCUGCUCAGCCAAUCGGAACAGCUAUCACACAGUAGUCCAUAGGAGAGCACUUCACUGACAUUGACUCAGACGGAAAUACAGCUGGAGAGGGUAAAUCGAAGCAGAGAUCAACAAGUGCCCUGAUAGCUGGAGAGAAGUCAUCGACAAAGUAGAAGAAAAUGAGUGAACUGGACCAGUUGCGCCAGGAGGCGGAGCAGCUCAAAAACCAGAUCAGAGAUGCUAGGAAAGCAUGUGCAGAUGCCACACUAUCACAGAUCACAGCGAAUAUCGACCCCGUCGGACGAAUCCAGAUGCGUACAAGACGAACACUGCGGGGUCAUCUGGCUAAAAUCUAUGCCAUGCACUGGGGGACAGAUUCCAGGCUCUUGGUCAGUGCCUCUCAAGAUGGAAAACUAAUUAUUUGGGACAGCUAUACCACAAAUAAGGUUCAUGCCAUUCCACUUCGAUCUUCCUGGGUCAUGACUUGUGCGUAUGCACCUUCUGGAAACUAUGUGGCCUGUGGUGGUCUAGACAACAUCUGCUCCAUUUACAACCUGAAAACACGCGAAGGGAAUGUACGUGUGAGCCGUGAGCUCGCUGGACAUACAGGAUACCUUUCCUGUUGUCGCUUUCUUGACGACAACCAGAUUGUUACAAGCUCUGGAGACACUACUUGUGCACUUUGGGACAUUGAGACCGGCCAGCAGACAACCACAUUUGCCGGUCACACAGGUGAUGUCAUGAGCCUGUCGUUGGCCCCAGAUUCGCGGUUGUUUGUCUCUGGUGCAUGCGAUGCCUCUGCUAAACUCUGGGAUGUCCGAGAGGGCAUGUGCAGACAGACAUUUACCGGCCAUGAGUCUGAUAUCAACGCCAUUUGUUUCUUUCCAAAUGGCAAUGCUUUUGCCACUGGCUCAGAUGAUGCCACCUGCAGGCUGUUUGAUCUGCGUGCUGAUCAGGAAUUAAUGAUCUACUCUCAUGACAAUAUCAUCUGUGGCAUCACCUCUGUUGCUUUCUCCAAGAGCGGUCGCCUACUUCUGGCCGGAUAUGAUGAUUUCAACUGUAAUGUGUGGGACACACUAAAAGCUGACCGCGCUGGUGUGUUGGCAGGACAUGACAACCGUGUCAGCUGCCUGGGAGUUACUGAUGAUGGCAUGGCAGUUGCGACGGGAUCCUGGGACAGUUUUCUGAAGAUCUGGAAUUGAAGCCUGAAGAUGUUCUUUUAACUCCAAAGUCGACUGGAAGACCAUUACAACUUCAGAAUGUUCACAACAUCUUCUUUCAACACUGUUUAAACUGACUUGGACACCACCAAACGAAGGGAAACCAAUGCCUUUCCUACACAAAGAAGAGCACAAUUGUUCAUCACCUAAUUAAGGAUCUCCUGUGGUAUCAAAUCAGAAACUUGUGCAUUCCUUCUUGGACCAUUUUAUGUUACUUUGAAAGAAAAAAAACAGGCAAAAAAAAAAAAAAAACACUAUCACCCCAUGCAAAUGUGUGCGUCUUGAAAGCAAAUGUUGGAGUGUAAUUGUACAAAUUAUUUAACUUUUUUUUCUUUUUUUUUUUUUAAGAAUUCUAUUCUGAUUGUUAUUCUCAGUGGCUUUCAUUUUGUCCCACUUCUUCAGUGGUUUUAGAUCUAUUUGAAUUCCAGUCUUUCUAAUCCAAUUAAAUCAUACUAUAUGACAGAAGAGCGAAAACACGCAGAAGUAAACGCACGGAUCAUAUUACAUGAGCAGCUUUCAAUAUGUCCACGAUGUAUUUAUAUACUAGCUGUUUUUGUUUCAUCACAGCCUUUUGCACAUGAAGAAGCUUUGUCUCUCAACUAAUACUAUGUUAACUAACCAAGCACAUGCUAUAAGUUAUGAAUGCUCAUUCCAGUACAAAAGGAGUAACCAGUUAACCCCCCUUAAUUCUUGUACAUGCCUUUGACUUGGGGUGGGACGGGAGGGGUAGCAAGAUAGGUGCUGAGACAAGUGGGGCAUGGCUAGAUUUUAUUAUAUGGACAGGGCUGGGGGGUUGUGUUUAGUAUCCACUUUGAGUGAACACCUCACUUGACUAAAUAGACACUUCCUUUGCUUGGGACUGCAACUCUGUGAAUGAAAUGUACAAAUCACUGUCUGAAAAUAAUGGUCUGAUGUUUUAAGUUAAGACAUUUAAUUUGUCUGCCAUUAAUUAAUUUAGAUGUGCAUGCUGUAGACUUGCUUUCAAUGGUGCAACACUUUUACAUUGUUUUUUUUUUCCCCCAUCAAGUUUCUUAAAAAAAAGGAGAGUGAUGUAAUGAUUGAAUUAACGGAGGACUAUUAGUUUGCGCAAACUCUGCACACUAAUACUGGUAAUGCUAUGCACCAGAGUGAGCAAGAAGGAAGAAAGGUAUAACAUCAACAUGCAUACUUUCUUGUAAAUUAUGCUUACUGGGUAUAUUACAGCCAAUUUUUAUUUUUCAGAUUAUCAUAACGAUCAUUGUAAAGACUAUCCUUGACAUGUUUUUUUUUUCUUCUCCCCCCUCUCCUUUUUUUUAUCUCCACACUCAAUGGAACAAAACGCAGAAAUAUUCUCCAUCAGGAAAGAAAACUUUUGUACUUUUUUUUUUCUUGGUCUUAAAUUGAAAAUCAGAACAUUUGAAUGACAACAUUUCACUGUAUACAGAAGCACUUUUGUUAACAUUGUGACAUAUUUUCACUUUUUUUCCUGCAAUGAUGUACAAUAAAUGUGAUGUAUUCGUGUGUGGCCACAAGUGAAAAUGCAAUUCAACUGAGAUGGAUUCCCUUUUCUCUCUCUCUCUCUAUCUCUAGCUCUCUUUCUCUCUCGAUCUCCAUUAAUAUUAUAGAGCUCUGCACCCUUAUGUACGUUUUCACUUUUUGUAUUUCAUUUCAGUCUAUUGGUGUUCCACGGUGAGCUGGAUGCAAGAUAGAUACUGUACUAAAUUGUACUGUUAUUGAUUGAAAAAUGUAAUAAAACGCUGUUUGA